Molecule: messenger RNA, 2804 nt
Organism: Manis javanica (Malayan pangolin)
Lineage: Eukaryota; Metazoa; Chordata; Mammalia; Pholidota; Manidae
Gene: MAP3K8
Product: mitogen-activated protein kinase kinase kinase 8
Biological process (GO): protein phosphorylation
Molecular function (GO): ATP binding; protein kinase activity
Source: RefSeq, a predicted model, not a curated record
UUCCACUCCGCCCGGGCACCCCGAGGGCAAACAGGGGGAGGACGGAAUUUCCCAGAGCAGGGGCUCCGGCUUCCCCGCAACGCGGCAGCCUCUUUCUGUUUACGGAGAGAAAGGGGAAAUGGAAAAGGCGGGGAGGCGGCGGCGGGUGGCGUCCGCUGCACCGCCCCUCGGCCGGCUCAGACGCCGUGAGUCAGGGGCAGACGAGGGCGGCAGGGGCUCACUAGUCCGUUCCGCUCGGGACGACGCGCCACGCGCCGGGGCCGGUCGCCCUGGCUCCAUCUCCUACUGCCGCCGGGCCCCGUGGCCCCGGAGGGCCGACCACCAGCUGUGCACGGUGCCAUCUGGGGGAGGCGGCUGAUGCGCUCGGCCCGCGGGGGCGCGCGGAGGCCGCAGACUCCCCGGAAAGCCUAACAGUAAUGGAGUACAUGAGCACUGACAGUGACAAUAAAGAAGAAAUCGAUUUGUUAAUUAAACAUUUGAACAUGUCUGAUGUCAUAGACAUUAUGGAAAACCUUUAUGUGAGUGAAGAGCCAGCGGUUUAUGAACCCAGUCUAAUGACCAUGUGCCAAGACAAUAAUAAUCAUAAUGAGGAGCAUUCCGAGUCUCUGCUGCUCAGUGGCCAAGAGAUGUCUUGGUUAUCAUCAGUCAAAUAUGGAACUGUGGAAGAUUUGCUUGCUUUUGCAAACCAUAUAUCCAAUACCACAAAGCGUUUUUAUGGACACCGGCCUCAGGAAUCCGGAAUUUUAUUAAAUAUGGUAAUCACUCCUCAAAAUGGACGCUAUCAAAUAGACUCUGAUGUCCUCCUUAUCCCUUGGAAGCUGACUUACAGGAAUAUUGGCUCUGAUUUCAUUCCUCGGGGGGCCUUUGGAAAAGUGUACUUAGCGCAAGACAUAAAGACGAAGAAAAGAAUGGCUUGUAAACUGAUCCCAGUAGAUCAAUUUAAGCCAUCUGAUGUGGAAAUCCAGGCUUGCUUCCGGCAUGAGAACAUUGCUGAGUUAUAUGGUGUGGUCCUGUGGGAUGAAACUGUGCAUCUCUUUAUGGAAGCAGGAGAGGGCGGGUCUGUUCUAGAGAAACUGGAGAGCUGUGGACCAAUGAGAGAAUUUGAAAUUAUUUGGGUGACAAAGCAUAUUCUCAAGGGACUUGAUUUUCUACACUCAAAGAAAGUGAUUCACCAUGAUAUUAAACCUAGCAACAUUGUUUUCAUGUCCACCAAAGCUGUUCUGGUGGAUUUUGGCCUAAGUGUUCAAAUGACAGAAGAUAUCUAUUUUCCAAAGGACCUCCGUGGAACAGAGAUCUACAUGAGCCCAGAGGUGAUCCUUUGCAGGGGCCAUUCCACUAAAGCAGACAUCUACAGCCUGGGGGCCACGCUCAUCCACAUGCAGACCGGCACCCCGCCCUGGGUGAAGCGUUACCCUCGCUCAGCCUAUCCCUCCUACCUGUACAUAAUUCACAAGCAAGCCCCUCCGUUAGAAGAUAUUGCAGGUGACUGUAGUCCUGGCAUGAGAGAGCUAAUAGAAGCCGCCCUGGAAAGGAACCCAAAUCACCGCCCCAGGGCAGCAGACCUACUCAAACACGACGCCCUGAACCCCCCGAGAGAGGAUCAGCCGCGCUGUCAGAGUCUGGACUCUGCUCUCUUUGAGAGGAAGAGGCUGCUGAGCAGGAAGGAGUUGGAACUUCCUGAGAACAUCGCUGAUUCUUCAUGUACAGGAAGCACUGAGGAAUCAGACAUGCUAAAGAGACAACGUUCUCUCUACAUAGACCUGGGAGCCCUGGCUGGCUAUUUGAACCUUGUACGGGGUCCACCAACGCUAGAGUAUGGCUGAUUGAUGACAUCAUCUGCAGCAUUUAUGUCUGGAAGCUGGGUUCUGCUGACUCUGCACAGGGACUCUAUAUAGUGAAUUGCACCAUUUAUUAGCUGGCAGUGUGGGGCUCCCCUGCUCAUGAACGGGUCUCCACAUGGCUCCUGUGUGUUUGAUUUAUGAAGCUGCCCUGGUACCUACAAGGUCUUAAAAGUUCUCAUGUCUCAGGUGGCGUGUCUCAAAAGAAGUUGAGAGUUCAUAGAAGGAUCAUUUCUGGUGACUGAUUCCAUUCACUGUGCACUUUGCUCAAAAUUUUUAAAAUAUCAAUCACAGUGAUAAUAUAUUAGCCUAAAAUAACUAUUCUUUUUUCUGAUUUAAGUAUGGAAACUUCAUUUAACUCAGAAUGGUUGCUAUGUGUAUACUGGUAUAUAUUAUAUGGUAACUCUUUGAGCCUUUGUCAGUAUAUUCUAAUAUAAAUUAAAGUCCUGUUUUAGGUGAAUAGAACAACUUGUUGGCAGUAGGCUGAACUAGUGUCUUAAAAUGGCUAACUGGUUAAUUAGGAGCCAUCUGACAGCAGACCACUAGUGACAGGUUCUGUUAUGUUCCUAUGGAAACAUUUUGUACUGUAUAUGCUAUGCUUAAGACAUUUAAAACAUGAUGUUUUGAAUGUGGAUGAAACUGUGUAAACCACAUCAUUUCUGUACAUCCCAAAGGAUGAGAAUGUGACUUUUAAGAAAAAUGGAAACUUUUGUAAAUUCUUAACGAUGCUACUUUUGUAAUUCUUGUGAUUCUAUUUCUUCUAUGGAUUUGUAUAUUAAAAUAGCAUACUGUGUAUGUUUUAUAUCAAAAGCCUUCAUGAAUCUUUCUUAUAUAUAUAUAAAUGUAUAUAUUUAACAUUGUAAACUAUAAGAGUAUUCCUACUUAAAAUAUAUUUUUACAUCAUGCAAAUGAAGCCAAUACCUUUUCCAGCAUGGUUAGUCAAAUAAACUCAGUAUUUUGCCUUAA